Elaeis guineensis (African oil palm) is the source of this 715-nucleotide messenger RNA. The record is from RefSeq and is a predicted model, not a curated record. Lineage: Eukaryota; Viridiplantae; Streptophyta; Magnoliopsida; Arecales; Arecaceae.
AUGGGUCCUCCUAUUGCUCUCCAGCUUCCCAAGAUAGACUUCUCGGGGCUGGAGCUAAAGAAAAGAGGAAGCGAUGGCUGGGACACAGUCAUGAGGUCCCAAGUCCUUGGAGGUCUCCACCGAGAGCUUCGCAAUGAGCUCUUUGGCACCGCUGCAAAGGAGCUGGUCGGCCUCCCCGUGGAGACCAAGAUGCAGAACGUUUCCUAUAAGAGCCUUCAUGGCUACAUCGGCCAAAUCCCCGGCUGGGCCUACGAGAGUCUCGUCAUCGACGAUGCGCCGCUCCUCCAAGGCUCCCAAGCCUUCACCAACCUCAUGCAUGGUCUAAUGGAAGACUUGAGCCUACCUAUCAUAAAUGCUGGUAACGAGAAGAGGUACUCUGUGGGAUAUGGUGUGAACCCAAAGGAUGGCUACUUGGUGCAAGCCCCAGAAGAGUUGGUUGACGAAGAGCACCCACGGCUCUACGAGCCUUAUGAUUACUCGGCGUACCUGCAGUUCUGCUUCUCGGGGGGAAGGAGAGAAAGCACCUCGGAAUGCCCUGAAAGCUUACUGUGGAGUGGAAAUGGGGGGAAUCGGAAGCCUGAGUCUCCUUUUUUUUAGGGGUCAUCUGACCAGUUAUUUCACCUGAAUAAAAGAUGCUUGCAUGCAUGAAUAAUUAGUGGCACCAGGUUGGUGUUGGUGUCCGUGAGAUCCUUUUGCAUCGAGAGAUCUCCUUAGU